GGGCAGGACAAAUUCUGAGAGCAUCCACGCCCCGUGAGUAGAGGGUGACCCGGAUGAUGGCGGCCGGCGCGGCCGUAGCACUGGCCCUGUGGCUACUCCUGCCAGCAGUAGGAGUGGGAGAGGCGGGGCCGCCGCCCAUCCAGGACGGCGAGUUCACAUUUCUGCUUCCCGCCGGGAGGAAGCAGUGUUUCUAUCAGUCCGCACCGGCCAAUGCUAGUCUUGAGACCGAGUACCAGGUGAUCGGAGGUGCUGGGCUGGACGUGGACUUCACCUUGGAGAGCCCUCAGGGUGUGCUGUUGGUCAGUGAGUCUCGAAAGGCUGAUGGGGUGCACACGGUGGAGCCCACGGAGGCCGGAGACUACAGACUUUGCUUUGACAACUCCUUCAGCACCAUCUCAGAGAAGCUGGUGUUCUUUGAGCUCAUCUUUGACAGCUUCCAAGAUGAGGAGGAGGUAGAAGGUUGGGCCGAGGCUGUGGAGCCAGAAGAGAUGCUUGAUGUCAAAAUGGAAGACAUCAAGGAAUCCAUAGAGACCAUGAGGACCCGGCUGGAACGGAGCAUCCAGAUGCUCACUCUACUCCGGGCCUUUGAGGCUCGUGAUCGUAAUCUUCAAGAAGACAACCUUGAGCGGGUCAACUUCUGGUCAGCUGCCAAUGUGGCUGUGUUGCUGCUGGUGGCCGUCCUUCAGGUCUGCACACUGAAGCGCUUCUUCCAUGACAAGCGCCCUGUACCCACGUAGCCCCUGCCACAGAGGAUGAAGGAAACAGCGGAGGGCAGCGGGUGUGUGACUUGCUGGACACCUCCCAGACACUGCAUAGUUGGGUCCUUAACAGUGGCUCCAUGUGUCUCCCUUCUUCAGUGACUAGGGAGUGCCAAUGGCUCGCAGACCCCUUGGAAGGGGGAGGGCUCAGCGACAGCGCCUGUUUCUUGGAAGGUGGAAGUGUUAGGUGCUGCAAUGUGGGGACAUACUGCCCUUGGACGCCCUGGUUUUCUCCUGAAAUCGUGCCUUAGCUUCAGUCUUCCAGCCAUCAGGAUGGGGUCAAGUUGUGGACACCCACAGACACCCCAACGCCAGUGUCUCUGCUUUAAUCCUGGGGGUAAGCCUACUUUACUAGGGUCAGGGAAGGAGACACACCUGCAGACUUCUUGCCAGGACAGUCACUUUUAUUUGAAAGGAAGGAGCCCUGGCCCCUUGACCCAGAGGGGAGCCAGCUAGUUGAUGAUUUGGUAAGAGAACUCUGGGAGAGGAGCCCACCCUUCUCUCUGGGUGCAGGGCCUCAGAAAAGGCUGAGGUGCAGCUCUGCCAAGGCUGGACUAUGAGCCUUAAGGAACAAAGGGAUUUGUCCUGGGCACUGGAGUCAAUAAAUUAUGGUCAGAAAAGUUAACA
Molecule: messenger RNA, 1385 nt
Organism: Mastomys coucha (southern multimammate mouse)
Lineage: Eukaryota; Metazoa; Chordata; Mammalia; Rodentia; Muridae
Gene: Tmed1
Product: transmembrane p24 trafficking protein 1
Exons: 4
Coding region: 54-737 (227 amino acids)
Biological process (GO): Golgi organization; intracellular protein transport; endoplasmic reticulum to Golgi vesicle-mediated transport
Cellular component (GO): endoplasmic reticulum-Golgi intermediate compartment; Golgi apparatus; endoplasmic reticulum
Source: RefSeq, a predicted model, not a curated record